This is a messenger RNA of Calliphora vicina (urban bluebottle blowfly), 741 nucleotides long. Its product is annotated as circadian clock-controlled protein daywake-like. The transcript is spliced from 3 exons. The coding region runs from base 1 to 741 and encodes 246 amino acids. The record is from RefSeq and is a predicted model, not a curated record. NCBI's taxonomy places the organism in Eukaryota, Metazoa, Arthropoda, Insecta, Diptera, Calliphoridae.
AUGUUUUCCAAAAUUUUUUAUAAUUUCAAACUACAAAUUUUUUAUUUAAAAUACUUUUUAGCUCCACAAAUACAGAAAUGCAAAUCCACCGACAAUGACAAAUGCAUUGGAAAAGCCAUAGAACAGAUAUUUAAACUUUAUCCCAAUGGUAAUCCCGAAUUUGGUAUGCCCAGCAUUGCCAGUUUCAAUUUAACAAAUCUAAAGAUUUCACGAUCCAAUCCCAACUCGCCAAUACAAAUCAAUUUUGAAUUCAUCAAGUGUUCCGUAUACGGUUUAGAAAAAGCUAAAAUUUUACGCACUGCAGGUUUAGAUAAGGAAUUUCAUAAUGUCGAAAUAGAUGCAAUCAUACCGAAUCUACGAUUGAAUGGCGAUUUCGAAAGUACCGGAAAAUUAUUGCUGUUACCGAUAAAUGGCAAGGGUAAAGCAGUCAUCGAAUUGAAGGAAUGCAAAAUUCAAACUCGCACCAAAGUUGUGUUGGAGAAACGUAAUGGUAAAAAUUAUGCAAAAAUCAAAAAAUGUAAGGCGGUAAUUGAACCCAAACAAAUGUUGGUUAAGUUGGAGAAUAUUAUUAAUGACAAUGCCGUUUUGAGCGAAAGUAUAAAUGGUGUGAUCAAUGAAAAUUGGCAAGAUGUUUGGUCGGAAUUGCAAGAAGGUAUUAAUAAGAUUGUGGAAAAUAUUUUAAUUAAUUUAAUGAGUGAUAUAUUGAAGGAAUUGUCUACAGAUGAUUUUUAUUUGGAUUAA